Rhagoletis pomonella (apple maggot) is the source of this 2836-nucleotide messenger RNA. It is a transcript of the gene Chpf, whose product is annotated as chondroitin sulfate synthase 2. Gene Ontology annotation, cellular component: Golgi cisterna membrane. NCBI's taxonomy places the organism in Eukaryota, Metazoa, Arthropoda, Insecta, Diptera, Tephritidae. Gene Ontology annotation, molecular function: glucuronosyl-N-acetylgalactosaminyl-proteoglycan 4-beta-N-acetylgalactosaminyltransferase activity. The record is from RefSeq and is a predicted model, not a curated record.
UUUUCAGGGGGUACAUGAAGACAUCUACACAUUGCAGCCGCAUGUAAAAUUGUUUAAAGAUUUAAAUAUCCUUGCCAGAGACGAGGCUUUCCGAAAUGCAACAAUGGUUUAUCCCGUUACAUCAAUGGAUGACUUAUAUCGUUUACAUGCAUACUUCUCAAAGUACCAUUUAGAAACGAUACAACAACGCAGCUUUGACUUGGAGCGUAAAUCAUAUCGGAUAGCUAACGGUUCAAUAUCGAAUAACAUACUCGAAAUCCGUUGGCCACUUGGUGUACCCAGUGGUUCAGCGCCUGAAACGCGCCAUGACAUCAUAACGUGGCACCUCAUCAACAGCACACACAUUUUUCUGCCCAAUGCCGAAAAUAUUAUCGAGCCACUCAGUCGCCACGACAAAUUGGAUUUUGACAAAGUGCUUGAAAUUGUUGUUGCCUAUGCCAAGCGGAAGCAUUCGCAUUUGCAGUUUGUCAAUUUGCAUACAGUGUAUAGGAAAUUUGAUGCGACGCGUGGCAUGGAUUAUCAAUUCCAUUUAAAUUUGCGUGACACACGUCGCUCCGAUGAAUUGGUGACAAAAAGUUUUCAAGUUGUUAAACCGCUGGGGCGUGUUGAGGUUAUACCAUCGCCAUAUGUCACCGAAAGCACACGGAUCGCCAUAAUGGUGCCAACAUUUGAACAUCAAGCAGAGGAUGCUGUCGAUUUUAUUGCCGAAUAUGAGCGUAUUUGCAUGCAAAAUCAGGAUAAUACAUUUUUGCUGUUGAUUUUCCUAUAUCGAUACAAUUCCAUGAGCAAAGGUGAAAGCGAUCCAUUUAAAAAUCUGAAAACACUCGCUUUAGAUCUAUCGACUAAGUACAAAAACGAUGGCUCACGCAUAGCCUGGGUGUCCAUACGUCUGCCGUCAGCAGUUAGUGACACACCACCACCUGAUGACAUUAUGCACAACUCCUUAUAUGGACGCAAUGAAAUUUUAAGUGUUGCUGUGGCAGACUUGGCGCUGCCAAAAAUCGGAUUGGAUAGUCUUGUGUUGAUGGCAUCCACAGAUAUUAACUUCAAAACGGAUUUUUUGAAUAGAGUUCGCAUGAAUACCAUUCAGGGUUUCCAAAUAUUUUCACCAAUAGGUUUCAUGAUGUAUCCAUGUAGGUUGGCUCACUUUUGCAAAGAAUGUGAAUCAUGUGAUGUGAGUCAAAGCACGGGCUAUUUUGACAAAUGGAAUUACGAUCUAACAUCGUUCUACAGUCGAGAUUAUGUGCAAGCACGUAAGAUGAUUGAAUCAACUUUGCCAAUAACACGCUCCGACAAUGACAUUGAGCAGCUUCUUGCCCGCACUGAUCAAACAAUAACCACCAUCUUGGAUAUGUUUGUAGCUUCAAAACUGCCGGUGCACAUCCUGCGCGGCACUGAACCGAAUUUGCGUUACGGUAUUGCGAUACGGAGUCAUACCAAUAGCGGUGGUGAUAUUCUAAAAUGUCCUGCAUUGCGAGAGUACAACAAAUUAUACCAUAUAUCCAAUGAAAUACCCCAGCGAUAUGAUGCUGCGCAGCCUGAGAGUGAUACGACGGCCGACACUGCUGCUGACAUGCAAAGGCGAAAAUGUAUACACUUAGCAUCGAGAAAACAAAUAGGUGAUGCCAUUAUACGUUUCGAAGAUCGCAGUAUACUGCACAAAUAAUUUACACAAAGCGCGAACCUUUGCACAAAAGAAUUGUUUGACAAAAAAAAAAAAAAAACAAUCGAUACUUGACUAUUAUUAGAUGCGUGAAGUAAACUCAUCUCUCUAGUGCAUUUGACGCCGCACUUGACUACAACGCAGUAUAACUGCUGAACUGGUUAGCCGAGUGCCGGAUGAUGCACGUUAACUUUUUAAUGCUCAAAUUUGCAUGAUAUUGUAAAUAUUAGUUUAAAUCCUGCAAACCUGUCAUUUAAGGAGAUUUUAUGCUGUUUUGCAAAAAAAAAGCAAAAAAAAAACAAAAAAGAUACUACUUUUGUAUAUUAGUCUAUUUUGCCAAAAUACUUGCAUACAAACGCACAAACGACGCGUGUACAUUUGUAUUAUCUAUAACUAAGUAGUUUUUGUUUUAAGUUAAAUUUAUUUAUUUUUAUAGUUUUAAGACGACCGGCUGAGCCGCAGCUGAUUCCUAUCGAUUGAAUGUAACGAAAUGACUUCUUAUGUGCAUGUACAAUAGUCCUAGAAUAGCUAGUAUAUAAUUUGUAAGUAAUACUUAAGGCUGUUUUAAAGUGUUUUUGUCUAUGUAUGUACAUCAACAAAGUACAUAGAAAUGCCCAAACUUGUCAUUUCCAAAUGAAAAUUUUUAAAUACGUAUAUAUGUAUAUAAGUAGCGAUUUUAAAUUAAUUUGGUGUUUAGUUACUAUAUGAAACCUGGGCCCUUACUCUGUAGUUCGAAUCAAUAAUAAAUUUGUUCGAAUUCGAACGAUUGGGACUAUAAAAGAGUUAAGCGUUCGUAUAGAACUUCUUUUCGAUUCGAACUACAGAGUGAGGGCCCUGUAUUUGUUAUCAUCAGUGUUUUAAGUAUACCUUAUGUAUCUGUGUAUGUAUGUAGUAUGUUCAUCUCGCCAUGACUGCCAUGUAUUUAGUUUCACGAGCCACAAAAUGUUAAAUUUAUUUUUAUUUUUGAACUUUUUGUAUAUUUAAAAGUAAAUACGUAAAAGAAGUUCAUGCCUUAUUUAAAAGAAAGGGAGCGAGCUAUUUAUACGUAUGUAUGCAUGUAUUUGUAGUCUAUUGCUUGGGUGCAGAAAAUCUCUCCAAUCUAUUUAAGUGGAGCUUAGUUAGCUUCUUUCUAUCUAAAUAUUUCAUAUUUUCCAUUUAAAACUACAAAAAAAA